Molecule: messenger RNA, 791 nt
Organism: Arachis duranensis
Lineage: Eukaryota; Viridiplantae; Streptophyta; Magnoliopsida; Fabales; Fabaceae
Exons: 4
Coding region: 1-594 (197 amino acids)
Source: RefSeq, a predicted model, not a curated record
AUGGGAAAGUCCUGGAAGGACACAAGGGGGAGGCUAUAUAACUCCCAUUACAAACCAUUAUGGACACUUGAGCAGAAUCUUGAGAAGCGCCCGGAGGGAAUUCCUAGAGAGCACUGGAAGUGGUACAUUGACUAUCGUAAUGAUCCUGCGACAAAGGCGAAACGCAAGCAAAACAGGCUGAAUCAAAAGAAGCAACUUUACACACACACUGGCGGUUCUAAAAGCUUGGCUAGGGCAAGAGAAGAAGAGUCAGAAAAGCAAGGGAGGAAAGUUGGUAAAGGAGAAAUAUUUAUCCUAAAGCACAAAAGAUCUGAUGGAAGUUAUAUACAUGAAGAAGCUCGGAAGAUUGGUGAAAAAAUACAUGAGAUUGAGCAGCUGGAUGAAUCUACAAGAUUAUUGUCACAAAAUGAUUCACUUGCCCAAGCUCUCAGUAAAGAGCACCCGGGUAGAGUGCGUGGGAUGGGACACGGGCCGACACCAAGUCAACUCUUCCGUCCGAGUUCGCAGCCGCCGGUGGAUAGAGCUCAAGUAGAAGAGACCCAAAGGAUGCUGCGUGAACUACAGGCGGAGGUGACAACCGCAAACUUGAAGUGAAAAGCAAUGGAGGAUGAAUUAGAAGCUGAGAAAACGAAGAGGCAGGCAAUAGAGAGUGUGCUGAGUUAUCUAGUCCAACAGCAUUGUGGGGAGCUGCCUCCGGACAUCGCUGCACGGAUGAAUUGUUUGGACGGACAUGGCAGAAAAUAGAGAUUAGGCUAUAUGUGAUACUCUGUCUUUCAGUAUAUGUUUAGUUU